AUGAUACAUGGCUUGUCUGCUCUUCGAAGAGCACCUGCGCAACAUGCGACAUCACGAUUGCUGACGUCAACCUUCUCCCCCACGCGACUCUACCAGGCACCACUCGCGCGCCGCCUUCGAACACAGCAAUGGGAGCCUCUGCGCCCUCCGAACCCCGCAGACCUACCGAAACCACGACAACGUAAAGUCAAGCCUCCGUUUACCCGCCGGAAAUGGGUGCGCCGCCUUGCUGUCAUCUCUGCUCUGCUCGGUGCUGGGUGGCUAGCUGACCGGCAAUUUUACGCUUCGUCCAUCACACGCAGUUUGCGCACAUUCAAGACCGGUCUCUUGAUAGGCAUAGACUACAAGAUCAACUUCCGUGCGCAUCCUCCGCUUGCGAACAGCAUUGAGGAAUUGCAUGCGCGGAAUGCACAAAGGAUAUUCGACCUGCUGCGGUACAAUGGCGGACUAUAUUUGAAGAUUGGACAGGCGAUUGCUAUGCAGAGCGCGAUAUUGCCACCACAAUUCCAGAAGAUGUUCCAGCAAAUGUUCGACGACGCGCCGCAGAACGAAUGGUGGGAAGUCGAGCAAGUCAUACGAGAGGACUUUGGCAAAAGCGUCGAGGACGUCUUCGGUGUCAGCUUCACACGGGAAGGACAGGACGGUCGGGGUAUAAUGGAGAAGACUGCAAGGGCUAGUGCGAGUGUUGCGCAAGUGCACUGGGCAAGACUGGCAGAUGGAAGGGAGGUCGCCAUCAAGAUUCAGAAGAGAGAGAUUGCCCAGCAGGUGGGAUGGGAUCUUUGGGCAUUUAAGGUCGUUUCCAAAGUGUAUACCUGGUGGUUCGGCAUCCCUGUUUACACCCUGGUUCCAUACAUCUCAGAGCGCCUAAUGCUGGAAACGGAUUUCGAGAACGAGGCAGACAACGCGGUAGAGAUGAAGGGGCUGGUGGCCGGAGAACCGCGACUCAACGGUCGGGUUUACAUACCUGCAGUGUACCGCGAGCUCUCAAGCAAGCGUGUCAUGACUGCGGAAUGGAUCGAAGGUGUACGGUUAUGGGACAAGGAGGGCAUCACAAACAGCUGGAAGGGUGGAUGGCGCAGAGGCAGCCCCGGUGCAGGUGGUAACCAGCUACCACCAAUCCCCCGAGACGCUAAGAUCGAUACACAUGCGCCGGAGGAUGCCACACAACACGAGUUCUUCAAGCCGGACCGUAGUUCAUGGAGAGGAAACGACGAGAAAGGCGGCCUCGGCGUCUCCCUGAAGACCACCAUGAACACUAUUGUCGAUCUCUUCUCAGCACAAAUGUUCCUCUGGGGUGCGGUACAUUGCGACCCCCAUCCAGGCAACAUCUUCGUCCGCCGCCUGCCCAGUGGACAGCCAGAAGUCGUCCUCAUCGACCACGGCCUGUAUAUCCGCAUGGAUCCCAAGUUCCGUCUUCAAUACGCGGAAUUCUGGAAGUCGCUUCUCGCUUUUGACAACGCCAAGAUCGAGGAGAUCGUCACCAGCUGGGGCGUAAAGCACGCCGACAUCUUCGCAUCAGCAACGCUCAUGCGUCCGUACGAAGGUGGCGACAAGAGUGUAGCAGGUGUCCUCAAAUCUGAAAUGAAAGGAAAAGACCAAGCGGAGCGAGCCUUUGAAAUGCAAGCCAAAGGCCGCGACGCCAUUAAGCUCAUUCUCGGCGACGACGCAAAGUUUCCCCGUGAACUCCUCUUCAUUGGCCGUAACCUACGCAUCGUACAAGGUAACAACCAAUUCCUCGGUUCACCUGUAAACCGCAUCAAGAUCACUGGACUAUGGGCUAGUAGGGCUUUGAUUGAAUCUAAAGAUCUGAGUGUGAGCCAGAGAUGGAAGAACUGGAUUCAGCAUCUGCGCUUCCGGUUCGUGCUUACACUUAGCGAUGCGGUGUUCCUCUGGAGUAAGCUCAAGCAAUUGGUCGGUGUGGGCGGAGGUAUGGAGGAUGAUAUCGAAGCGCACAUGCGCGUCAUGGCAAAGGACUUUGGUGUUGAUCUUCAACAUGGCGUCUUUGAGGGCUAG
Messenger RNA from Alternaria metachromatica, 2013 nucleotides. RefSeq lists its product as uncharacterized. NCBI's taxonomy places the organism in Eukaryota, Fungi, Ascomycota, Dothideomycetes, Pleosporales, Pleosporaceae. The record is from RefSeq and is a predicted model, not a curated record. The coding region runs from base 1 to 2013 and encodes 670 amino acids. The transcript has a single exon.